Molecule: messenger RNA, 2435 nt
Organism: Parastagonospora nodorum SN15
Lineage: Eukaryota; Fungi; Ascomycota; Dothideomycetes; Pleosporales; Phaeosphaeriaceae
Exons: 2
Coding region: 1-2379 (792 amino acids)
Biological process (GO): chorismate biosynthetic process
Molecular function (GO): 3-dehydroquinate dehydratase activity; 3-phosphoshikimate 1-carboxyvinyltransferase activity; shikimate 3-dehydrogenase (NADP+) activity
Source: RefSeq, a predicted model, not a curated record
AUGCGAGGAACUGGGAAGUCAACACUGGCUGUGAUUGCAUCCAUUGCUUGCCGAAGACGAGUAGUCGACAUCGAUGCCCUCUUCCAGGAAGCAACUGGCUUCUCCACCGCGAGAUAUCGCAAGCAGUUCGGCGCAGCCAACCACAACUUGCGUCAAGAAGAGCUGCUCCAGACUGCAUUGCAGUUGCAUGACAAGGGCGCGAUCAUCAUAUGCAAUGGAGGCUCCCUUGAGCGAAACGGGCAAAUGCUCAUGCAAGAAUUUGCCAAGACACAUCCAGUCGUGCACAUCGUACGAGACCUUCAUGAAAUCCACGAAUAUCUUGGUGGGAUCGAGCUGCAAAAGCUCAAGGACAUGCUAGAGUUCACAGCACCCAUCCUACGGCGUUGCUCAAACUACGAGUUCUUCAACAUUGCGGAAACAGCAGCCAAUCGCAAUGCUGUACUCGCAGCCUCAUCUGGAGCACCGGCUUUCCUCACACUAAAGCGAGCACAAAGGACGUUUCUCAAAUUCUUGUCACUGAUCACGACUAGCAAUGACGCGCAUGGCCCUGCGAGUACCACAAUACCACCACUCGAGCCGGGCUAUCCACUCUCCGAUGUAGCGACGGAGCUCAGGACGUACACAUGUGCGGUACAGGUCCCCCUUUCAGAUCUGCUAGCGGAGGAUGCCAAUAUUCAGAAUCUCGAAGUAGGCGCCGAUGCUUUCGAAGUCAUGAUCGACCCCGACUCUGAUACAUUGUCCGACAUCAGCUACUGUGUCUCUAAAGUUCGGAGAAGCACUGUUGUACCUAUCAUACUUCAUAUUCUUCCCAGACCGAGUUCGAGCGAUGGUCGUUUGAACUACUUCAGAUGUGUACAUCAAAGCUUACGCACCGCGCCUGAGUUCAUAACUUUCGACAUGUCAAUCGGAGAGGAGGCGCUCACCGAGCUUGUUGCGGCGAGAGGGAUCACGAAAGUCGUCGGGCAUUUGCAUUCUGACAAACCCUGGGCUGAUGCUUUUUGGAGCUCGCAAUAUGAUAUGGCUGCUCGACUUGGUUGCGCACUGACUCGCUUUAGUCGUCCCGCUGAGACUUCCGAGGAUGACUACUUCCUUCAUAAGCUGAGAUACGAGAUCAAAGCCAUGCGAGGCCAACCGAUUCCAUUGACGUGCUACAACACUGGGAAAGCUGGUCGUCGAUCUCUAUGCUUUAGCCAACAUCUUGCGCCCGUGAUUCCCAGCUCAACUAAGAGGAGCUCUGCGUUCUCUGCAAGGCUGCAGCGCAACCCAGAGAUGCCUUGGGUCACUGCUCGAGAAGUGACUCAAGCUCUCUACGCCUCUUUCACGUUCGACCCGAUGCAAAUCUACAUCAUCGGUGCAUCUCUCGGGUACAGUGUAUCACCAGCCAUGCAUAAUACUGCCUACGAGACGUGCGGGAUGCCACACCGCUUCCAUCGCGCGCAAAGCUCGUCCUUGAACAGCCUCAAAGAGUUGGUUCGCGAGUCAAAUUUCGGUGGCUCAAUUGUCAUACAGCCGUACAAAGUAGAGGUCAUAUCGCUGACCGACUCGUUGAGCCAACAUGCUCGAGCAAUUGGCGCUGUCAAUACCUUGAUACCUGUUCGCAACUUGAAGGCCAACAACAGUAUUCCUAGCGAGCUGGAGCUAUUUCAAGAGCGCAAUCAAUCUGGACCAGUGCAGGCCUUGUACGGCGACAACACGGAAUGGAUCGGUAUUCGUUCGUGUGUGCGACGCGGACUUUCUCCGGCAAACGCAGUACGACUCACAAGUUCCAGUCUUGUUAUCGGAGCAGGCGGCAUGGCUAGAGCGGCUGUGUAUGCAUUGCUACAACUCGGGGUGAAGAACAUCGUCAUCUUCAACAGGACCGUGAACAAAGCAGAGAAGCUCGUGGCCCACUUCAACCGUAUUGCAUCAGCGACAGCGGCUGGUACUGCCACCUCUAUGAAACUACAAGGGCAGAACUUGGACUUCCAUGUUCUGCAAACGCGAGAUGAUGCGUGGCCAGAGAAUUUUCGCCAACCAACCAUCAUCCUCUCGUGUAUACCAGCAGAUCCGAUAGAUGGCGGUCCUGCAGCGCAGUUCACGCUGCCACCGGCAUGGAUGUGCAGUCCGACGGGAGGAGUGGUUAUGGAAAUUGCAUACAAGACACUCAAUACUCCAUUGAUGUUGCAAGUGCGCGAGAAGGGGUCUUUUUGGACAUAUCUCGACGGUCUUGAUUUCUUGCCUGAACAAGCAUUUGCGCAGUUUGAGCUCUUCACAGGAAAACGUGCGCCGCGACGAGUGAUGCGUGAGGAAGUGCUGCGUGCUUGGAGGGACGAACAGGGCAAUGCUGAUCCAGAGAUGGUGGAGAGGAGACUGAAGGCGAUCGAUGACCAGGAGCCGUGAUGGAUGGUGUAAGCGUAGAUACCCAGCGUUUUGAAGUACAAUUGACAGGCUCGAAA